AUGAUGACCAUUCUGAUGGCAGCAGACAUUGCGGUUUAGAUCAAAAGUUGCAAUAUUUACAUUUUCGAUCAAAAGUUGCAAUAUACUACAUGGAACGGCAAAAGUCGCCCACUUCCUUUUAUUCCGGUUCAUCUAGUACGCGCCGACACAUGUUGAGAGAUUCGAUACAGAGCACAUCGUGGGGCGCUGAUCGGAGACAACGGAGCCGCAUAGAUGGAUGCGUAAGAAUGGCGGCCUCAUCUUCCGGCAGCAAUUCGUCACUCACUACGAACCUCGUCUCAAGUCGCAGGAACGAAACGAAAGCAAGAGGAUACUCGACAAGAGAAGACUUCAGAGAGAAGGCCGAGUCGAGCCGAAUCGUAGAACCCGCAAGCACGGAUCAUGUUGAUAGGAGCGAAAAAACGGCAUCUGUUCCUGGUGACGAGCGCUCGAGCGCAUCGUGUGCAGGGUUGUCGCGAGGAGAUGUUUCUGAGAAGCACUCCUCGCGAAGUGCACGGCGGCGAACACUUUCGACAAUGGUAGGUAACUAUGCGCGCGGUCAACGCAGUUCCAACAUGCGAACCUCCCGAAACGAGACCCGAGGACAGAGCCGGAGGAGUCGAGACUACCCGCAACAACCGUCAUCUCGAAGCACAGCGCCAUCGACAGAUGUCGGCGGAGAGUCGACUCUCGCAGGUUGUGCUGCCUCUCCAAGCAGUGCUCAGCGGUCGUCGUCCUCCGAGCCGUGCUACGAAUGCGCUCGUUCUUCUAUCCACGAUAUAUUUGAUGAUGAGCGUGCGCGAGGGACGCCAAAAUCACCAGUGCCGGAAAAAGUAAACGAUGCAGAAAUGUCGUCAGGUAGAAGCACAACUGCUUACACCAUCGGACCUGACAAGUUCGGAGAAAUAUCCGCAGCUGCGAAAGCGAAGAGGAGUGCAAGUGCAAGAGGAAGAGCUACUACCUCUCCUACUACUGGUACUUCCGCCGCAUCUUCAUCAACUUCAUCGAGGAAAGGUAAAGGCACUAUGAUAUCAAGUAAGAUUUUGAAUGCAAGGUCACUGCUUGCCACAUUUCUCAUCUCGUGCCAGCAGUUUCUUCUUGUAAGUGCAAAGGUGGCCAACGGCGUAGUGACAUUGGGAAACCGGAAUUCUCCUCUCGCGUACGUCUCGAAAAUGGGGUACGACAUUGGGGAAGGCACUUACGCGGUGAGAUUCAAGCUUUUGCGACCCGUGACGACGAUGGAGAGGGCAGAAAGACUCAAAGUUGCUAUCUUCCUAGACGAGGAGUGGGAGGAACACGACUUAUGAUAAGAUAGAGUCUUUCAAGAUAAACAACUACAAGGUGGUAACCUUCACUGGUUCAAGUCUGAAAAACGAAUUCUCCAGUACUGGUCUCCUACAUAUAACAUCAUCAUCAUGUCCAAGAUUCCCUAAAGCUAAAUCCCUGCGAAGGAUCCCUAACCUAACCUAACCUAAAAUCUGACUGGAGUCAUUCUUUUACCGUCAAUAAUUACAGAACUAGAAGUACUUGAACUACUCCUGCUUUCUCAUUCCCAUGGUCGUCAACGUUCAUAUUUCCUCGAUCGCAAAGUACACAAUUGGGAUUACAAGGAUCCUAAUGCUAAGAGCAUUUGUGAUUACAUGAAGUAUGCGAAGACCACAAGAGACGUAAGCGUUCCCGGUGGAAUGACACCAGAUUGGAGCGGUUGGGAGAAAGGCGGCCUUAAACAGGUGAUCCGACCACAUGUCUGGUAUUUAUGAAGCGACAGCCGGCAUUCUUUCAUCUACUUUGUAAUUAACAGGUAUCAGGAUAGUACUCGUGAUGUCAAUGUUUUGGACGCCAAAUUUCAAUCUGCAGGUACUACUUAAACAGUAACACUUAACCUAGAAGUUUGGCUUUUGUUGUACUGGUAAUAGAAACGAACCAGUCCUCGCGACGACAAUUUCAAACGAUGAUACUGAAUAGAAGACCCCCAUGUUGUAUCAUACCGCAUAUCCAUUGACGCCCUUCAUUGACGUUCGUUGCCAGUGACUGCCCAGGUGAGGGACAAGAGUGGACAGGGGAGAGUCAAAUCGGACAGGCAGGGCAGCUAAAGCUGAGGUGUUGUCUUUGAUAUUUUUUUCAGUUCAACAUCUUAAUCUUAUACCCAUUGUUGAAUACUCCAUCCGCAAUUUCUUAGAACCCAAUGACGUUUAUCUCAUUCUCUUGGUCGCGAUUGACAUUGAACGUUAAAACAUUACAGAUAAGUACCACUUUGGGUAAUGAUGAAUUUCACUUUAGCACUUAAUAAUCCUGUUAGUCUUUUUUCUUACUAUUACAUACUGCUGCUUGAUGAUCAAUAUGAUCUACACCUGGAACUGGUCAAACCAAAAAAAGCAGCAACAGGUUUCAAUUCGAAGCGAAGCAGCAUGAUGGGUCGCAUUUUAGCAAAGAAAUGGAUGGAAUGUUGACGGUCUACAUGUUCAAGCUGCUGCUUUUCGGAUGCUACGGGGUUCACUAUGUACGCCUCUGCGUCGCCCAUAGUUAUGGAGAACUGAUCUUCAGUUCAUCUAACAAAAACAACCUCACAGUUUUUUGUCCAAGUAGUGCUAAAAUACUAUGAUGAUGUUCAGAAUCAGAAGAUAGAGUCACAUGUGGAGGAGACUACAGCUUCGUAGUUGGUAGCAAAAAAUCCACCUUGUUAUCACCACAAUACUAUUUCGGGCAAAAGGUGGUAGAUUCGCUGUCCACUACCGAACAAAAGCCUCUUUCAUAGAAGACAGCACGCAAUUAAGGUGCAGGUGCAUCCAUGCGUUUGGGUGCUCACGCUCGUAAUCGGCUUGCAGUUCGUCGCGACUGUAUUAUCCUAUUUCCAUUUAUGGUCCUACUCAGUGAACGGGACGGGUAUCCGGAUUCUUGACGUCGUGCAGUCUAUUUGUCAGGCGAUAUCUCAAGUCCUGAUUCAGAAUCUGCUGCUGCUCAUAUCAAUGGGGUACUAUUGCUAUUUUGACCUCCUUUGUCCACCGAUAGUGUUAGCAUUCAGUUGGAGUACGAAGACACAAACAAAUCUAAAGAAUAAAGAGUCAAGAUUCCAUUAUGAAUUUGGUAGAACUAGUACAUCUGAGCAAGAACAUAGUUUAAUAUUAGAAGCUAACAAACUGUGUCUAAGUGAAUGACCGCUACACUCCAAAACUCUUACUUUUCAGGUACACGCUCCUCCAGUCUUCGUUGGGUGAGCUGGAUUUGAUCGUGCCGGUGACGUUUAUCUUAAGGCUUACCUUAAUUCAUCUAAUACGGCAUUUUCAACGUCGUGUUUUCAAGGGGAAGACGCUAGAAAGAUGCAUUCGAAGAUGAAUCUGGGUAAGCUCGAAGUAUCGUCAUCGUGAUUAACGUGCUCCUGGUCGCGUUCAGCAAGGCGAAGGAGGACGCCAGCUACAAGUUUUACGAGAACGAGGGCUACACUGGUUGGCUUAUGCUGCUAAUCCGUUUUGCGCUUUACGCAUGGUUCGUCUACUCCAUAAUGGCAACACGGAGAAAAGCCCCUGCAAAAAUCGGAAACUUCCUCGACAAAUUUACUUUACGGGCCACUAGAGUAAUCAUAAAAAUCUCCUCUCAACCUAUACUUAUGAUCGAAAACUGAAAAUAGCCGAGUUACUGACUGAAAUAAGGCAAGUAGCUUUGAAAGGCCACUCCUGCUUCCUGCUUCAGUAUCGCGGUUAUUCUCGUCAGUUACUACUUGCGUAUUUCAGCUUAUCGAAUACGUAUUUAUGAAAAAAGUGACAAAUACAGAGCUCAAAUACUUUGGAUAGAUAUCUUCAUCACGCGAUGGCUUUAGCUAAGUACUUGAAAGGCUGACGCAGCUUUGAAAUAUCUGUAUCAGUAGCAUCCUCUACUCCUUUCUUUCAUAUCCUUGGGCAGGCACCUUGUAUUUUUUGUCGUUUCCGAUCGUUUUCCUCGUCGCUUCGCUCUUUGCUGCCUAUCUCCGCCACAAAGUUAUGGUGAUCGGGGGAUUCUGUACUUCUUAACUCAAAUAUUCUCAAUUUUGAUUACAGAUGAAGAGCUAAAAACUACUUGUCUACCUUAACCUUUUGCUUUCAACCUAGACUUUGAACAACACGUCCCCGAUUGAAGGUACGUUUGCGCUCUCGGUGCGAUGGUUGGAGAACUUGUUUUUGAAAAAAGGCGAAUUUUAUCAAGUCUCGACUCUUGGGUCGUCCAUUCUGCCAGGUGGAGUCCAAUGGGGCUUCGCAAAAGGAGAAUAGGUCAUGAGUUUUCGCCAUGUGAAUAAGAUGAGCCUUGGGCGUCUUGGUGUAGCUCAUCUUCCCUAGAUAAAAAUGUGGUUUCAAUGCAAACACGAAUUUGGAUUCGAAAACACAAUUCUGGAAGAAUAACUGCCUUCAUCACUGCUUCUAACUAAGUGGAAUACUUAGUCCCUUGUCUUUUCUGUGCUAAAGUUUUGAACUAUUUAUUAGUUUCUUUUUAUUUUUUCAUCCUUUUACAUUGUUAGUUUAAUUAGACAAGAUUUUGAGAAGCCGGCACCGGCUACCCCUGCUACUUCCCUACAACCCCUGAUUUUACCUGGUCUUCAUCGUGAAACCGCUCCUGCUUUACAGUGAUUAUAUUUUGGAUUCGAUUAGUAUCUGCAUUUUUUGUUUCGCAAGCACGGAUAAGGACACCAACAGCGUUUAUUUAUGUCGUCUUCAUUACGGAAAUUUUACUUAAUUACCCGGGUAAUCGUAAUGCUGAUGUUUCGCCCCUGCUCUCGUGUUUAAAGACAUUUUCAAGAACAUCCGGAAAAGAGUAGAAGACUCGCUAUAUAUUUUUUCUUCCUCUCGAGUUCAACGUCCUCCUCUUGCUCAAGAUGAUCCAGCUUGGCUAACGACGUCCAUUACCUACAUUUUCACCGUAUUCGGAUAGUUCUAAAAUGUUACGGAGUUCAACAAGUGCGAGUCGAUUUACAGUGGCUGCAGUAACAGUAGUUCGGUUCGUCGUGGUCGUAUACGUAUACUGUCAUCGCAAAUUUCCAUAGAGUCGCCUUCGUGUAUAUCGCUUUUGCAGUUCUUACUUGAAUCCUGAACCCUGUACCCCUUUUCUUUUCAAUGAAUUAACAAUUAAUACUAAGAACUACAUGUUGUUUAUGUUAGCCACGACUACAAAGCUAAUGUUUAUCCUUAUCCGUGUCUUGCCACGGCGAGACUACAACUCCUGUUCCUUCUUCCACUACCAUUGAUGAACUGUGUUUCAUUUGCGUUUUUUGUUUUGACAGGGCAUACGAUGUUUCUGAAUUGAAUUUCUGCGUGAACAAGAUGAAAAGGCAAGUCGUUAGGUGGAUUCAAACGGGCUAUAAUCAUAGCGAGGAUUUAGGAAUCUUGUACCCCUCCCCCUCAAAAGACACUGCGAAGAAUCAUCACAAAUGGACUAUUACAUCUUUGACGAGGCAGCUAUUGCUACGUCUAGGAAAUAUAUUAAAUAUAUAGAAGAACCCC
Amoebophrya sp. A25 is the source of this 5444-nucleotide messenger RNA. NCBI's taxonomy places the organism in Eukaryota, Dinophyceae, Syndiniales, Amoebophryaceae. The record is from the annotation of a GenBank genome assembly.